CAUAUAACCUAGAAGUAGAAGACACGCUACUGCAGUGAAUAAGCAUUUUAGUUCAUUCGUCGUAGUUUUAAGACGCCACUAUAUACCUAAAGGUUUACUUCCAAAGAAAAGUAUUUUUGACUUUAGGGCGUACACAAACCGAAAAGUUUACUUUAUGCGACAAACAAUGAUGAAGAUCUUUCUGGAGGGCGUGGAAAAGUUUGUUGUUAUCACGUGAUAGACCUCUAAUGUUUGAUAAACUAUUUCUUUCUUAAGCUCCAGUUCUUUGGUUCGACGUUCAAAGGAUAUUCACAAAUAAUGCCUCAACCUAAAUACAGAAAGAUUGCUGUAUUAGGGUAUCGAUCUGUUGGAAAAUCCUCCCUCACGAUACAGUUUGUAGAAGGACAAUUUGUAGAUUCCUAUGACCCUACUAUUGAAAACACUUUUAAUAAAAUGGUGUCUGUGAAUGGCCAGGAUUUUAAUCUCCAGUUGGUUGACACAGCUGGACAGGAUGAGUAUUCCAUUUUCCCCCAGUCUCAUUCUAUGGAUAUUCAUGGUUACGUUCUGGUGUAUUCUGUCACUUCAAUGAAAAGUUUUGAAGUUGUGCAGGUUCUACAUGACAAGCUUCUUGAUAUGGUUGGAAAGAUACAGGUACCUACUGUUCUAGUUGGAAACAAAAAAGACCUUCACAUGGAAAGAGUGAUUAAACCAGAAGAGGGCAAGAAGCUUGCUGAUUCUUGGGGUGCCGCUUUUAUGGAGUCAUCUGCUAAGGAAAAUCAGACAGCUGUAGAGGUUUUCAAGAGGAUUAUUCUGGAAAUGGAAAAAGUUGAUGGAAAUGCCCCAUCAGAGGAGAAGAAGUGUGCUGUGAUGUAAGGCAUGCAGUAAACUCACAUGCUGAAGUUAAGAGACACAUCACCGUGCCAUUAAUUAUAAUGGAGCAGUUCGGUAACAGGUCCUCUCCUGAUUAAUUAUUUCCAAAUGCAGUCAAGUUUUUAAGCAAAUCAGUACUGUUCAAAACCAAUGUCAACCAACUUUCUUUCAAUAUUUAGUAUUGGGAAUUCAAUAUUAAUGCUAUAUGAAGCUAAAAUGACUGUAAAAGUACUUUGGGAAUUCAAUAUUAAUGCUAUAUGAGGCAAAAAUUACUGUAAAAGUACUGUAAAAAUGACUGUUUAUUUAAAAUCUCCAAAUCUCUUUUACUUUAAGCUUUGUUGACUGACAUUUAAUGUUUAAUCUGACAGGUACUAACCUGUCUGCAAACUACGGUCUCAGAUUAUCUCAGCAGUGCACAGUUGCUCUUAUUUGGAAUUUGUUUUAGUUUUUUUGCUCUCCCUCUGACAACUAUUUACUAAUUUUACUUAUCUUGAGUAACCAGCAGAAUUAAAAUGUGUAUCAGUAGUCCAUUUGAAUUGAGUUUUUACAGAGACUGUCAUUGAGACUGCACAUAUUAACAACUCAGUGCUGUGCUCCUCCUUUCCUCUUCCUAGUGGAGUAUGUGAACAGUGUGGGUGUGUAUAUAUAAGAUGAUGCAAACAACAUCCUAAAAGAUCCACUGUUCACACUGUUGGUUUUAUACACAAUCAAGUGACUACAAGAACUGUAUUCUUUCUAAACCUUCAGUAUAAAGUAAAUAUUAGAUCUUUAAAACUUUGUUAGAAUUCUAUUUGUGAGAUUUCGCUUCUUCUUUUUUUCAUUUGUUGGAAUUGUUUUGCUUUUGAUUCAGCUUGGUUACCUGUAACGAUGCCCUACACCCAUUUUAUUCAUGCCACUGUCAGCAUAAACUAUUGUGGCAUAUAAAAGUGUGUGUGAGAAAAAUACACCGUUUUAGUAUAUGAUGCUGAACUUCAUACAGACCAUUUGCCGUUUGUGAGGGCAUAGUCUAAUAUUUACAUAGUUACCAAGGACCAGUCAAUUCAUGAUCAGCAGUUUCCCCCUGUGGAGUCGUAUAAACUUAAACUUCAUUUAAAAGCAGGGUCACAAACAAUACCUCUGUAGAGCCGUUACAACUGAUAAUACACCGGCUACCAAAAAAUUUUUUUCCAAUGCAGUUGUAGUAUCCUCCCUGCUUCCUAUUUAGUAACCCCUUAGUGAUAUUAAA
Messenger RNA from Sinocyclocheilus grahami, 2074 nucleotides. RefSeq names its product Ras homolog, mTORC1 binding like 1 (gene rhebl1). Gene Ontology annotation, cellular component: membrane. Gene Ontology annotation, molecular function: GTPase activity; GTP binding. The record is from RefSeq and is a predicted model, not a curated record. Bases 298 to 852 code for a protein of 184 amino acids. Gene Ontology annotation, biological process: signal transduction. The transcript has 8 exons. Lineage: Eukaryota; Metazoa; Chordata; Actinopteri; Cypriniformes; Cyprinidae.